Molecule: messenger RNA, 1607 nt
Organism: Aaosphaeria arxii CBS 175.79
Lineage: Eukaryota; Fungi; Ascomycota; Dothideomycetes; Pleosporales
Product: tartrate dehydrogenase
Exons: 4
Coding region: 258-1370 (370 amino acids)
Molecular function (GO): NAD binding; oxidoreductase activity, acting on the CH-OH group of donors, NAD or NADP as acceptor; magnesium ion binding
Source: RefSeq, a predicted model, not a curated record
CUCUAAUCGGAGGGGCUUCAUUGAGGGGCAUUUCUUCGUCCGAGCUGCAUUAUUGUAUGGGAGUUGCAGUAUGGGGCGAUUGUUACCCCUCGGCAAUGGAAAAAGCGGCAUAUAACCACGCGUCGCGCGUUCCACCAGUUCUCGGAGUCUUAAAUCCACAAGGCACGCAUUCCCAGAGACGCUCAACUUGCAACAUACCUCUACGAACCACCGUGUAAUUUAUCAACCUUGUCAUCCCAACUUGAAUACAGUUCACCAUGUCGCCAAUCGCUGUCUCACGGAAGUACUCCAUCGCAACGAUGGGAGCCGACGGGAUUGGCCCUGAAGUUGUCGAUGCAAGCGUUGAAGUCCUGAAGAAGCUCGUGCAGGUGGAUGGAGGAUUUGAAUUAGACUUCGAGAACUUUGACUGGAGUUCAGAGACCUACAAAAAGACUGGAAAGUAUAUUCCAGAUGGUGGGCUUGAGCAGUUGAAGAAGCAUGACGCCAUUCUUUUUGGUGCCGUUGGUGCACCUGAUGUUCCGGAUCACAUCUCACUUUGGGGCCUUCGAUUAGCCAUCUGCCAGCCUUUCCAACAAUACGCCAAUGUGCGCCCAACGAAAAUUUUUCGAGGUACAUCAUCGCCUCUCCGCAAAGCCGAGCACGGUGAUUUGGAUUGGGUUAUUGUCCGCGAGAACAGCGAAGGCGAGUAUGCCGGUCAAGGUGGCCGAUCGCAUCGAGGCCAUCCUUGGGAGACGGCGACCGAAGUUGCCAUAUUCUCCCGCGUUGGUGUCGAAAGAAUCAUUCGAUUUGCUUUUGAGACUGCACAGAAACGCCCUAGAAAGUUCCUCACAGUCGUCACAAAGAGCAAUGCGCAAAGGAAUGGCAUGGUUUUGUGGGACGAAGUUGCGAGCGAAGUCGCCAAAGACUUCCCGGAUGUCAAGUGGGACAAGAUGCUCGUGGAUGCAAUGACCUGUCGCAUGGUCCUUGAUCCUAAGUCUCUGGAUACUAUCGUUGCUACCAACCUUCAUGCCGAUAUCCUCUCCGAUCUUGCCGCCGCUCUUGCGGGAUCUAUCGGUAUCGCGCCUACUAGCAAUCUCGACCCGACACGACAAAAUCCAUCCAUGUUUGAGCCUAUUCAUGGCUCCGCUUUCGACAUCACCGGAAAGGGCGUAGCCAACCCCGUCGGCACGUUCUGGACAGCAGCUGAAAUGCUGAUCUGGCUGGGUGAGGAAGAUGCAGCCCGGAAGAUGAUGGAAGCAGUUGAGAAUGUGACCGAGCGAGGAAUCUCGACGAAGGACCUCGGUGGCAAUGCCAAUACUAAGGAGGUCACCGACGCCGUCAUUCAAGAACUCGAGAAGGUGUACUUGAGCACGCCAGCGAAGAAAAUUUAAGGGAAGGAACAUCGUGAUACCAUUGUUUUAUGUACUAGAAUACUUUCCACAGAGCUGUCUGGAUCACAAGGUGGACUUCAGUUUGGAAAACAAACAAAUUGCAUAAGAAGCCUAUUUAUAGAUUUGAAAGUCAGGAAUCGGCGCACUUUUGAUAAACGUAAUUCGGAAAGCCUCUGUGCUCGGUACUCAAUCAGUAUUUCAAAGGCUUACUACGUUCAGAGCCAAUUUUUGUCGCCA